This is a messenger RNA of Trichophyton benhamiae CBS 112371, 252 nucleotides long. RefSeq lists its product as uncharacterized. NCBI's taxonomy places the organism in Eukaryota, Fungi, Ascomycota, Eurotiomycetes, Onygenales, Arthrodermataceae. The coding region runs from base 1 to 252 and encodes 83 amino acids. The transcript is spliced from 2 exons. The record is from RefSeq and is a predicted model, not a curated record.
AUGGGUAUCGAGCAGGAGGAGAAGAAGCAUUAUUCUCUCGGGCGUAAGAUCGAGAUCGAAUCACAAGUCCAUCCAUCCUCUCUGGAUGCUUACCCGAGUCGAGAUGAGAUGGGUAUGAAACAUCUCUUCGUUUGUUUUCUUGCUGUGGCUGGUUUGUGGGAGGUGGGCGUGAAAAGACAAGUUGAGGAGAAGUUAAACAAGACCAACCUUCUUGUUAUUCCAACGAAAGGACGCCACGGACGGCCAUCUUAA